AUGGCCUCUUUCUUGGGAAGAAAGCGGCGCGAUUUAUGCGGUUUGACGCCUGGCGCUGCCAAAUCGACAAGCUUGCCUAUGGGACGAGGAGAGCACGAAAAUAGCAAGAUGAUGACUGGUUUAGAACAACAUAUGACGAGGCUUAGUGCCUUUUUAUAUAGGGAAUGGGGCAACGACGAGGCAGACGACAAUGACUUGACGUCUAAGGAACAAGGAAAUUGGGAACACGCGUGUCUCUCAGCUGAGCACCGCGAGUAUCAACAAACUGGAAAGAAGAAAAUGCACGGCACGUCUCGGAAAUGUCUUGUGGCCUGCCAUCUUUUUAUCAGCAUUCGGUAA
Sporothrix schenckii 1099-18 is the source of this 339-nucleotide messenger RNA. RefSeq lists its product as uncharacterized. Lineage: Eukaryota; Fungi; Ascomycota; Sordariomycetes; Ophiostomatales; Ophiostomataceae. The transcript has a single exon. The record is from RefSeq and is a predicted model, not a curated record. Bases 1 to 339 code for a protein of 112 amino acids.